This is a messenger RNA of Vigna umbellata (rice bean), 524 nucleotides long. The record is from RefSeq and is a predicted model, not a curated record. NCBI's taxonomy places the organism in Eukaryota, Viridiplantae, Streptophyta, Magnoliopsida, Fabales, Fabaceae.
AAACAACUAUGAAGAUUGCAGCUUUGGCAUUGAGUUUACAUCUUCUCUAUGUUUUUUUGCAGAUUAUGAGAUCAGCACCAAUCGGUACUGAAGCUGUAAUUUCAACUUUUUUCACUGAUGAUUUUAGGAGUACAUCUCUUAACAGAAGCAGUUUUCCCGAAAAUUUUAUAUUUGGGACAGCAUCAUCUGCUUAUCAGUGUGAAGGUGCAGCUAAUGUUGGUGGCAGAGGACCAAGCAUAUGGGAAACAUACACUCAUAAUUACCCAGAUAAAAUACUGGACAGAAGUAAUGGAGAUGUUAGCAUUGAUCAAUACCAUCAUUAUAAGGAAGAUAUUGAAAUAAUUAAGGAGUUGAACAUGGAUGCCUAUAGAUUCUCAAUCCCUUGGUCCAGAAUACUUCCGAUUUUGAAAUUGAAACAAGUAACUCAACUUGUUGACCUCCAUAAUGCAGGUCUUGAAGCCUUUGUGACCAUAUUUCAUUGGGACCUUCCUCAAGCCUUAGAAGAUGAAUAUGAUGGUUUUUAA